This is a messenger RNA of Neospora caninum, 447 nucleotides long. RefSeq names its product ADP-ribosylation factor domain-containing protein. Lineage: Eukaryota; Apicomplexa; Conoidasida; Eucoccidiorida; Sarcocystidae. The transcript has 4 exons. The record is from RefSeq and is a predicted model, not a curated record. Gene Ontology annotation, molecular function: GTP binding; GTPase activity. Gene Ontology annotation, cellular component: cytoplasm; microtubule cytoskeleton. Bases 1 to 447 code for a protein of 148 amino acids. Gene Ontology annotation, biological process: protein folding.
AUGGUGUUGCUCAAGGUUUUGAGGAAGACGAAGCAGAAGGAGAAGGAACUUCGUCUCCUGAUGUUGUACAAGUUGAAUAUUUGGGACGUUGGCGGGCAGAGGACGAUUCGUUCGUUUUGGCGAAACUACUUUGAGGAGACAGACGGCGUCAUCUGGGUAGUGGAUUCGGCCGACCGGCCUCGGAUGGACGUCUGCCGCGAGGAGCUCCACAAGCUGAUGAAGGAGGAGCGUUUGGCGGGUGCAACGCUUCUCGUGUUCGCAAACAAGCAGGAUGUCCCCUCUGCAAUGACAGCAGCCGAAAUCUCUCAGGCACUGGAGUUGGAUGCAAUGAAAGAGAGUCGUCACUGGAGCAUCGCAGCUUGCAGCGCGUGGGAAGGCGCUGGCCUCCUCGAGGGUUUUUCCUGGCUUGUCGAAGACAUUUCUUCUCGGAUGUUCGUCCGGAGUUAG